AUGCUCUCCCUCUUCGGCUUCGGUCCUUUAAUCUACGUCUCCGUGCUCCUCCUCAACGCCGUCGCUAUCCUCUCCGAAGACCGUUUCCUCGCAAGAAUAGGAUGGGGCCGCGCACACCUGCAACAGUCCGAACCCUCGUUCGGGCAGUCGGCAAAUGACCCGGACAGUCUGAAGAGCCGUGCGGUGAACCUAAUCAGCAGUAUACGCAUGGUUGCGAGAGUGCCACUGAUAGCGGUCAAUAUUGUGCUAAUCAUAUACGAAUUGGUGCUGGGGUGA
Cyphellophora europaea CBS 101466 is the source of this 276-nucleotide messenger RNA. RefSeq lists its product as uncharacterized. The transcript has 3 exons. Gene Ontology annotation, biological process: endoplasmic reticulum to Golgi vesicle-mediated transport. The record is from RefSeq and is a predicted model, not a curated record. Gene Ontology annotation, cellular component: endoplasmic reticulum membrane; Golgi membrane; COPII-coated ER to Golgi transport vesicle. NCBI's taxonomy places the organism in Eukaryota, Fungi, Ascomycota, Eurotiomycetes, Chaetothyriales, Cyphellophoraceae. Bases 1 to 276 code for a protein of 91 amino acids.